Molecule: messenger RNA, 1539 nt
Organism: Dujonia railenensis
Lineage: Eukaryota; Fungi; Ascomycota; Pichiomycetes; Serinales; Debaryomycetaceae
Source: the annotation of a GenBank genome assembly
AUGAUAACUCCUUUCUUUACCAUCAGCCAGGAUGAUGAGUUUAUUUUUAUCGACGUCAAGGUAUCCCAUAUCCGUUUUAAUGCUCAAUCAAUUGAAAUGGUAGUCCAAGAUGAGCUUUUCAUAUUCGCAUUACCUCCAUACUAUCUAAGAUUGAGACUUCCGUUUCGCUGUGUAGACGACGAAAGAUCACAUGCUGCCUAUGACAGCAAGAGUGAAUGCGUUAAGAUCAAAAUAGGGAAGGAAACAAAGGGACAGUUUUUCCCAGACUUGGACUUGACAACAAAGUUACUAGCCAGACUAAACGAAAGUGAAGGUAAGGAGAAGGACGCCAAAAAUGGAGGUGCAGGCCCAUUAAUCCAAGAAUUGGAUAUUGAUAAUAACAAUAUUGCUGCUAGCAACUCCGCUGUAAUAUCUGAAGGCGAAAAGUUUGAUUGGGAAGUGUCCCAAACACAGGCUGAACGGCUAAGUAACUUAGUUGAGGUUGCACCUGAUUUUAAGUACGGCUUCAAUAAUACUUUCUCCGAGAUAAUUGGGGUAUCAGUAUCCAAUGGUAAUGACAUCAAUGAACUAGGAGAUCCUGAGCAUACCUUACUGGCAGAUCGUAUAAAUGAGAGGCUUAUCAAGGAAAACAUCAAAUUCGACCCAGAGUAUUAUGCUGCUGACUACAUCAUGGCCAAGUACCCUUCGCCUGACGAUGAUAAGAACUUUAAACAAUUAAUAGAUUGGAAGUCUCCUAGUACCAAAAAAUUCAUGAAAUGGUACAAGGCUCAACAGGAGCUUUCUCAGGAUGCAAGAGAGUCUAUAAUGAACGUAGAAUUCUCCAAAGAGGAGCAAGAGAAAUUAUUGGAUCUUCCUAGAAAAAGUUAUCUUAUAGAAGAUCCAGCGAUUCAAAAACAACUUCUCCUUCUUCUCAUAUCUCUUCUUUUCGCUUAUCAUUUCGACAUGAGAGAAACUGAAGGUGAUCAUAACAUCGAAAGUGCUUGGACUGUGGGAAAAUUGACUCCACAAAUUUCGUUCUUAGAUGCUCAACUAGACAAUUCUGAAGGAAACGUACUUAAAGCUGGAGUGAUAACAUCAAUAAGAAGGGCACUCUCGUAUCCAUUGCAUCGUAAUUAUACUUUAGUUCAAAGAUGCUGGGACGAUGUCUAUUAUAACUUGAGAGGUGGUAAGAGAUUAAUAAUCAAGAGUUUGUUGGAUGUGAGAGAACUCUUCAGAUUUCAUGAUGUUUAUUACGUCUAUAAUAAGAUUUGGAUCGAUGACUUAUGUUCAUGGGUGAUUAGCGAUGCAGUUGGAGAAGGUUUGAUUAGACAAUUGGCCCAUGACUUGAAAAAGGAAUAUAGCAGUCUCCUGAAAGCCGAUAUAACCUUUGAAAAAUUAAACGAAGAUAAGAUGGAAGAAGGUGAAGAUAGAGAGGGACAUGAACAAGAACAAGGACGAAGCCAGAAUGAUGAUGACGAUGAUGAUGAAAUAGUUGCCUUGAACUUAGAGGAAUUGGAGCUAAUGGCAGAACAGCUGUUUGAAGAAUAUCAAAAUGCUUAA